AACUUUCUCUCCCUGAACCGCGUCCAACCCUUGAACAGUCUAUAAAUUCUAUACCUAACGUUAGAUGGAUCUUUCACUUUUUUUCUAUGUUUUUUAAAUUACUACUAAAUUUUGAAACAGAAUUUGAUACAAUAUAAUAGAGAGUAAUUGCAUUCAGUAAUCAACCAGCUGGAAGAAGGGCUUUAUUCGGAAAUAUAGUAAUAAUGGGUAGGCCGAAAGAUGAGUACUACUGGAAUCAAGUUGAUAGAGAAGAAGAUGGUAGGCUGAAGUGUAAGCGCUGUGAAUUCAAAUUCAAAGGAGGAGUUUCAAGAAUUAAAGCACAUAUUGAUCGAUUAGAAGGAAAAGGCAUUCGUAUAUGCUCCACAUCUCCCAAAGAUAUCACAUCUUCAGAUCAUUCCCAUCAAGAUAUCAAUGUCAUCACUGCAUCUCCCAAAGAUAUCACAUCUUCAGAUCAUUCCCAUCAAGAUAUCAAUGUCAUCACUGCAUCACAAGUGGUUGAAAGUGGUUUAGAAAUGGUUGGGGGUGCAACUACAUUAUCAGCUGCUUUAUUUGAAGGUAACGAAGAGGAAUAUAGUAAUGGUGUUUUAACUACUUUGCAAAGUAAAUUAGAUGAGUUGAGGUCCGAUCUAAUAUGUGAAGAAGAGGACAUUCAGGGACAAUUACAAUUGCUGGAGUUACGUGGCCAGAAGCGCAAAAAAAAGGUUGAUCAUUGGUUGGAAGAAAUACAAAACAUGAAACAAAGAGCUAUUGAUAUGAAAGACUCACUGAAUGAGUUUGGGUGCUCUAACUUUCAUGUACCACAAGGAGAAAUGUAUUCGGCUGAAGAAUCACAAAAGAAAAUACAACAUUUGACUGAAGAUAUUCAAUAUCAUAAGAAAUGGAAGCCUCUGGUGUUGACUCAUGAAUAUUUUGGUAGGAAAUUUGAGAAAAAUGUUGAGAAGUUGUGGAAGCUUACGAGAGAUGAUCGAGUUUUCAUCAUUGGCAUAUAUGGAAUGGGUGGAGUGGGAAAAACUUUCCUAGCCGCUUACAUGCAGAAUGAGAUAAAAAGAAACAAAAUUUUCGAGGAUGUCUUAUGGGUUACUGUUUCCCAUGAUUUUACCAUUGUCAAAUUGCAACAGCGUAUUGCAGAAAUAAUAAAGGUAAGGCUUUGCAGUGACGAUGAAACGGAAAGAUCAAUGAUUCUGGCGUCAGAGUUGGAAAAAAGAAAAAACAUAUUAUUUAUUUUAGAUGAUGUUUGGAAGUAUAUUGAUCUAGAAAAGGUAGGAAUUCCUCGAGUAAAUGGUAUUAAAUUGAUCAUCACAAGUCGGUUGAGACAUGUCUGUCAACAAAUGGAUUGUCUCUCUGUUAAUAUAAUAGAAGUGAGUCCUAGUGAUUAUAAUGAUUAUUAUCUUGAUGAUGAUUAUCUUGAUGAUGAUUAUCUUGAUGAUGAUGAUCUUGAUGAUGAUCUUGAUGAAAUUGAUUCAGAUUGGAAGUUAUUUUUGCUGAAACUUGGACACUAUGAGACACCUUUAACACUUUCCCCUCAAGUGCGGAAUAUCGCAAAAUCUGUUGUACGGAAGUGUGGUGGUCUACCGCUCGGAAUCAGUGUGAUGGCUCGAACUAUGAAAGGGAUAACUAGCAUCCAUUGGUGGAGACAUGUGCUAAAUAAACUUGACAAUUUGGAAAUGGGAGUGAUGCAGGAAGAAGUUUUAACUGUAUUAAAACGUAGUUAUGAUAAUUUAAGUGAAGAGGAUGUGCAAAAAUCUUUUUUGUACAUUGCAUUGCUACCUAAUUUCAUGUAUAAAGAUGAUGUGAUAAAGAAGCUUUUUGACAUAGGACUAUUAAAAGUAAAUAAGAGUUUGGAGGAAAUAUUUGAUGAAGGAAAUGUCACGGUGGAUAAGCUCUUAAACCAUUCUUUAUUGAUGGAGAAUGAUUUGGCCCUAUCAAUGCAUGAUUUAGUGAGAAAAAUGGCUUUGAAUAUCUUGAAGGAGAGUGGCAGUAAGAUGAUGAUAAAAUGUAAUGGAGAUAUGAAAAAAAUACCUGAUACAUGGGAAUGGACAAUUGAUUUGGAAGUAGUUUCUCUAGCUACAAACAAGAUAAACGAAAUUCCACAGGACACAUCUCCAAUUUGUCCAGGCCUGUCGACCUUGUUUUCAUUUGAAAAUUUCAUUACACAUAUUCCAGAGUGUUUUUUCACUCACAUGAAUACUCUAACCAUUCUUGAUUUAUCAGGAAAUUCUUUCUUAAGACCUUUGCCUCGCUCGCUAUCUAAUUUGAGGUCUCUCACUUCUUUAAUGAUCAAUAAAUGUUCAGGAUUGACAGAUAUACCUCCAUUAGGAGAGUUACAAUCAUUGUUAAGGUUAGAGAUUUCAAAUUGUUUAAUCGAAGUACUACCAGAAGGUUUGGAAAAUCUAGUAAACUUGAGAUGGUUAGAUCUAUCCAAUAAUGCUUAUUUGGAAUUGGUACCAAGAAGUUUUCCGUCUAAUUUGACCAAUAUUCAAUACCUGAACCUCUGGCAUUGUUCAGGAGGUAUAGAAGUAGAAGAUGUAAAGGAGAUGACUAUGCUUGAAUGUUUUAAAGGAACAUUUGCCAAUGAGAAUAUUCUUAACCGUUAUGUACGAGAAAUCUUGAAUAGUGCUAAUGGACCUCAAACUUAUUUAAUCGAUCAUCUGGUGGAUUGGAAGCAUAAUUGGCGUGAGAGGCCUCCUUGGAGUUGGGAAUCUUAUUUUCUCACAUUUGACUAUCGAACUAUGUCCUUUAAGGAUUGCAAAAAAAUGCCACAUUUCCUUCCGGAAAACCUUAUAAAAUUAUUACUGGAGUACAAUGAUCAUUGGGUAUACUUAUGUGAUAUUCUAUUAUCAAAUGAUAUUUCUCAUUUGGAGGAAAUUUGCAUUCAUGAUUCGACAAAUCUAACGAGUUUGUUUUGUUCAUCUUCAUCUUGUUGUUUGUGCAUCAAUAUCAGAAACCUUCGAACUUUGAAGCUUUCUUGUUUGCAAAGUUUAACUACCAUUUUCAAGGAGUUGCCUCCGAGAGGCAUGUUCUCUCAUCUCAAAACCUUGGAUGUCUACAAAUGCCAUAGAAUAAAGAUUUUGUUGCCAUCAAGGUUAGUGCGACACCUUCAAAAUCUGGAAUCUGUAACUUUAUCACACUGCGAUUCAAUGGAACAAAUAUUUGCACUGGCUUAUGAUGAUAGUGAUAAAAAUGAUGAAAAUGAUGAUGAUGGAGAUAGGGAUGGAGAUGAAGAUGAAGAUAAUGAAGGUGAACAUGAUGAUAAUAACAAAAUUAGACUUCCUAAGUUGAACUGUUUGGAAGUAAAAUAUUUACCACAACUAAAAACUGUGUGCGAAGGGGUUUUAAUUUGUAACUCUGGUUUAAAACCAUUCAUCAUUGAUUGUCCCAAAUUAUGUGAGCCCAGGAUAGAAUAGAUGGCUUCAUGAUUGUCCCAAAUUAUGUGAACUCGAAAUUUGCACUAUGAAUUUGUUUUUAUGCAUUUAAAUAGAAGGUUGAAGUGAUAAGUUUUUCCAAAUCAUUCCUCA
This is a messenger RNA of Vigna angularis (adzuki bean), 3515 nucleotides long. RefSeq names its product probable disease resistance protein At5g43730. The coding region runs from base 204 to 3404 and encodes 1066 amino acids. NCBI's taxonomy places the organism in Eukaryota, Viridiplantae, Streptophyta, Magnoliopsida, Fabales, Fabaceae. The transcript is spliced from 4 exons. Gene Ontology annotation, molecular function: ADP binding. The record is from RefSeq and is a predicted model, not a curated record.